Molecule: messenger RNA, 1698 nt
Organism: Hypomesus transpacificus
Lineage: Eukaryota; Metazoa; Chordata; Actinopteri; Osmeriformes; Osmeridae
Gene: cdh13
Product: cadherin 13, H-cadherin (heart)
Exons: 12
Biological process (GO): adherens junction organization; sprouting angiogenesis; calcium-dependent cell-cell adhesion
Cellular component (GO): plasma membrane; adherens junction; catenin complex
Molecular function (GO): cadherin binding; calcium ion binding
Source: RefSeq, a predicted model, not a curated record
CCCCAGGUGUUCCAUGUGGGAGGCCAGGAGGAGAUGGAGGAGCUCUGUGUGCCUGGCUUCCAGGUGAAGGAGUACCAGGUGGAGUACAUUGCAGGUUUCCAGAAAGGACAGCCUCUUACACAAGUGGUGUUUGAUGACUGUGCCGGAAAUGAAGGUGUGGUCUUUGAGGUGUCCCACCCAGACUUCCUGGUAGGCCAGGAUCUCAACCUGGUGGCCAGACGAGACCUUCUGAACAGUGACUCCAUCUUCUUCAUCCAUGGAUACAGUCACCAUGCCGACGACAUGGCGCAGGUCGACGUCAUCGGGGCUCCGCCCAGGUCCCCCCAGACCCUCAGGGAAGUCCUGGGCAGAGGCCAGAUCCUACCCUACAGAUCUAAGAGAUCCAUGUUUGCUCCAUCGAUGAGUGUCACAGAGAACCAGAGACCCCCUUUCCCCAGGGUCAUUGGACAGUCACACGUGACCUCCAUGGACAUGAAGGAGGACCAUGUGUUCCGUCUGGCUGGCCAAGGGGUGGACCAGAACCCCAGGGGCGUGUUCAGCAUCGACAGCCGGACAGGAGAAGUGGAGAUCAGACGUUCGCUGGAUAGAGAGGUCAAAGAUCACUUCCAUCUGCAGGUGUCCACCACAGAUCUUAGUGGCAACCUGGUGGAAGGCCCCGUGAACUUCACAGUGACCAUCAUCGACCAGAACGACAACCGGCCCAUCUUCAAGGAGAUGCGCUACACAGGAGAGGUGCUGGAGGGUUCGCCCACAGGAACCAUUGUCAUGACCAUGACAGCGUUGGACGCUGACGACCCCAACACCGACAAUGCCGUCCUUCGCUACAACAUUGUGAGGCAGUCUCCAGACAAGCCCUCGCCCAACAUGUUCUACAUUGACCCAGAGCGGGGAGACAUUGUCACCGUCAUCUCCCCGAGUCUCCUGGACAGAGAGACCCUUCCAACGACACAAUACGAGCUGGAGAUUGUGGCCAAGGACAUGGCAGGAAGUGAGGUCGGACUGACAGGAACCGCCACCGCCACCAUCACCAUCACAGACAAGAAUGACCACGCCCCUGAGUUCACUCACUCUCUGUUCCCUGCGAACAUGGACGAGGGUUCCACGGGGGUGGUGGUCAACCUGACCGUGGACGACAGAGACGACCCCGCCACAGGGGCAUGUCGGGCGGUCUACUCCAUCAUCAACGGAGACCCCACCCAGAGCUUUGACAUCCACACCAACCCGGACAACAACGAGGGCAUGCUCUCCGUCAUCAAGCCUCUGGACUAUGAGACGACGGCGUUCCACACGUUGCUCAUCAGGGUAGAGAAUGAGGACCCCCUGGUGCCAGAUGUGGGCUAUGGGCCCAGCUCUACAGCCACAGUACACGUGACGGUGCUGGACGUGAACGAGGGUCCUGUGUUCUUCCCGGACCCACUGAUGGUCACUAAGAUGGAGAACGUUCCGGUGGGCAGCUUUGUGGCCUCCCUCAACGCCACAGACCCCGACUACCUCCAGAUUCAGAGCAUCAGGUUUGCGGUGCUGAGAGACCCAGCAGGCUGGCUGAGCGUGAACCCGGUCAGAGGGACGGUCAACACGUCUGCGUCGUUGGACCGCGAGUCGCCGUUCGUCCACGACAACAAGUACACAGCCGUCUUCCUAGCAACAGACAAUGUCUCCCUGCUGUUAGGUGGAAAUGACAGACUGUCAUGGAGUUGA